AUGGAUGCUGAUGAUGACUUGGACCUGUUGGCCUCCCUCCUGGAGGAGGGCGAAGAAACCAAGGAGGGGAAUCUUCCUGAGGAGGAGGAGGAGGAUGCUCCAGAGGAGGAAGGAGGAGAGCCAGAUGAAUAUGAUGAGCUCUUCGAUGCAGAAGAUGAUGGAUCCUACACUGAGGGGCUGGAUGAUGAGGACAGCAUGACUGAUGAGCAGAAGGAGAACCUGGCCGUGCUGUUUGGAGAUGUGGAUGACCUGCUGCAGGAGGAGGAGGCAGAGGAAGUUGUCCCCAUGUCAGCUCCCAGUGAGGCAAAGGAGAAAACCAACCAGGAGCUGCAAGCUGAGCUGCAGAAGUUGCAGGAGCAGAUGAAGACGUUGCAGGAGCGGCUGCAGAAGACUGCCAUUGAGCAGCCACCCAGCCCAGGCCUGGAGAGGAAAGCCCCUGGUAAAUCUCCCUGUCCACCCUUGAAGAAAAGGAAAGUGCAGAAGCUACAGGAGUCCCCGUGUUUCUCAGCCCAGCUGGACAGUCCUUUCCCUCCAGCCAAGCGAAGAAUCCAGAAAUCCAAAGCCUCCUCAGCAGAGAACAAGACUCCUCCUCCACAGCAAGUCCUCAGCCUGGCAUUCCAGCCCCUGGGGAACACACCCAGCAAGGUGACCAGAGACAAGACUUCCCCUGUGCCUAACUGCUCCAGUGCCACAACUCAGGCAGAGCCUGUGGAAACCUUCCUGGGACUGAGAAUAAGAAAGCCCCGAGUGUCCUCAGCUGAAAUGGACAGGAAAAUGGCUAACCGGAGGCUGAUCCGACUCUCCCAGCUGAAAACCAAACUUGCUGCAGAAAAUCUGGAGGAGAUAGACUGGGUCACAUUUGGGGUCAUUGUGAAGAAGGUCACUCCACAGAGUGCAAACAAUGGCAGGACCUUCAGCAUCUGGCGGCUGAACGACCUCCGGGACCUCAGUCAGUGUGUCUCACUCUUCCUCUUCGGGGACAUCCACAAGGAGCACUGGAAGACAGACCAAGGCACAGUCAUUGGGCUGCUCAAUGCUAAUCCCAUGAAACCCAAGGAAGGCUCAGACGAGGUGUGUUUGUCUGUUGACCAUCCCCAGAAGAUCCUGCUCAUGGGGGAAGCUCUGGACCUGGGCACCUGCAAAGCCAGAAAGAAGAACGGUGAUCCCUGUGCCCAGAUUGUGAACCUGAGCGACUGUGAGUACUGCCAGUACCACAUCCAGGCCCAGUACAGGAGGCUGAGCUCGAGGAGGGCAGAGCUGCAGUCCACCUUCUCGGGCGGCCGCGUGCCCCGCAGGGUGGGCCGCAGAGCCCCCACGCUGAAGGAGAGGCUGUGCCAGGGUGGCUUCCACUACGGAGGAGUCUCCUCAGAAGCAUAUGCAGCCUCAGUUGCAGCUGCUGCUGCGCCAAAAAAGGUUCAAACCACUCUGUCCAACCUGGUUGUCAGAGGAGCUGAUGCAAUUGUCCAGGAAACCAGGCAGAAAAUUGGGAAGAGACCCCUGCAGUGUUCCCAGGAGUUCAGGGAGCUGCUGUCACAGCCAACCUUUGGUGCUCGGAACCUCUGCAAACACUGGACUAAAACAGAUGCUGAAAAGAAGCAAGGGGCCAACUUCCAGUCCAUCUCUGCUUCGGCACUGCUCAAGCAGCAGAAACAGAAGCUGCUGGAGGCCAGGAAGAAGCGAUCUGAGGAGAUUCAGAGGAGGUUUCUCCAGAACACGAGCAAAGCUGGCAGUCCUGCUCUCCCAUCCUCCUCCACACAGUCCUCCUUCCGGUCCCCAGUGCCUGGAGCAGAGUUUCCCAAAGCUGCCAAGAUGUCAACUCCUCAGAGGCCCAAGCUGGGGACAGGCUUCUCAGAAGGGGAAGAUAUCCUCCUCUUUGACAGGUCUCCACCGCCAAAGCCGAAGCUGGACAGCUUGGCCGAAGCCAAAAAGCUGGCAGCGAUCCACCGGCUGCGAGCCAAGGGGCAGGUGCUGGCUAAAGUGGACCCAAACAGCAUCAAGAGGAAAAGAACCGACGCUGGUGACGUCCUAGGAAUUGCUGAAAGGGUUGAGAGAAACGUUGCUCAGCCACCAGGAGCAGAGAAUGAUGUGUGUGACCUGGAGCCUGCCCAGAAGAAGCAGCGUGAGCAGUUGGCCUAUCUGCACUCGGAGGAGUUCCAGAAGAUCCUGAGUGCCAAGUCCAAGCACACAGAUGUCCUCAGGGAGGCCGAGGCCGAGCUGCAGGAGCAAUACUUCGAGCCGCUGGUGAGAAAGGAGGAGCUGGAGGAGAAGAUGAGGAGCAUUAAGGAAGUGAAGUGCCGAGUGGUGACGUGUAAGACGUGUCAUUACACCCAUUUCAAGCCUCUGGAGACGUGUGUGCAGCAAAGCCACGACUACCACUGGCACGAGGCCAGCAAGAGGUUCUUCAAGUGUCCCUGUGGCAGCAGAGCCAUUUCCCUGCACAGGCUCCCACAAAAAACCUGCAGCACCUGUGGCCUCUACAAGUGGGAGCGAGACGGGAUGCUGAAGGAGAAAAAGGGGCCAAAGAUUGGGGGAGAGACACUUCUGCCACGCGGAGAGGAGCAACCGAAGUUUCUCAACAGCCUGAAGUGA
Messenger RNA from Acanthisitta chloris (rifleman), 2589 nucleotides. It is a transcript of the gene MCM10, whose product is annotated as minichromosome maintenance complex component 10. Gene Ontology annotation, cellular component: nucleus; replication fork protection complex. The record is from RefSeq and is a predicted model, not a curated record. The transcript is spliced from 19 exons. Bases 1 to 2589 code for a protein of 862 amino acids. NCBI's taxonomy places the organism in Eukaryota, Metazoa, Chordata, Aves, Passeriformes, Acanthisittidae. Gene Ontology annotation, molecular function: single-stranded DNA binding; DNA replication origin binding. Gene Ontology annotation, biological process: DNA replication; DNA replication initiation.